This is a messenger RNA of Alternaria rosae, 2623 nucleotides long. RefSeq lists its product as uncharacterized. The record is from RefSeq and is a predicted model, not a curated record. Bases 235 to 2310 code for a protein of 691 amino acids. The transcript is spliced from 3 exons. Lineage: Eukaryota; Fungi; Ascomycota; Dothideomycetes; Pleosporales; Pleosporaceae.
AAACCUCACAAGGACUGCUGGACUACUCAAGAGGCGAUUCGUUCCUCCGUAGUAUUCGCAUAUUGCCUCUAUCUUCUUCGAAGUCAUUCUUUCACUUUGUUGUGUUGCUAGCUUCAUGACGGCCAUCUGCGCUCUGUUUGUUUACCCAGUCGCGUCUACCUAAAGCCCCACCACAUCCCAUCCUACAUCUACACCUAGCGAUACACUCGCGCAUCAUUGAGCAGAUAUUACACCAUGGUCGCCACUAUCGAGGCAGAUGUGGACAUCAACUACGAGAUGAAGGAUCUUCAACAUUCGCUACGGAACGCGACUUUGGAACUCAGUCUCGAACGGAGUAAGCAUUCGGUCGAAGCUGUCGUCAAAGACGAGGAGAUCCGGAAGUUGCGAGUCGCCCAGUGUCUCCUCCAAGACGAUAACAGCGACCUACACGAACAACUCGAGGAGGAGCAGGCGCGCUCCGACGAGCUAGAAGCAUCACUCGAAGAGGCUCUUGCGCAGUUGGACGAGCAACGAGCGGAGGCAGAGGCAGCACAAAACACCAUCCGCACCCAGGCGCGGGAAGUCGCGAAUCUCAAGGCUAUGGAAAACGUCACGUCCGAUUCCAACAAGAUACUAUCCGACAAACUCGCCCUCUCUCGCGAAAUCUCAUCACUACGCCCCGAAGUCGAACACCUACGCGCCCAGGUCGAAGCAAACACCAGUCUACUCUCCGAGAAGCUCGCGUUGCAACGCCAGAUGACUACGCUACAAGUCGAACUCGAGAACGAGAAGCGAACCUCCGCCCGUACCAUUGCGAAACAAGGCAAGAAGAUGGAGCAGGAUGAGGACCUCCGCAACGAGUUGGAGGAGGUGCGCAAUCAGCUCGCAACGGAAAAGAAGGACCGGAUGAAGGCCGAAGCUGGGCUUACAAAGGCUGAAAAGGCCAUGGAGAAGGUGCAGGCCGAUCUGGAGUCGCAGCAACAGGCAACCGAAAGUCUGCAGGCCAAGGUCGAGAGCCUGUCCAACAAGGAAGCCAGCAAGGCUAGCAAGCGCAGUGAGGCCCAAGAUGCCGCGAUUGAACAACUCCGCGAGGAACUACAACAAGAAAAGGCUGCACGCCUACAAGCAGAGAAAGCCCGUAAGGACACCGCCGCCCGCGAUGCAGAGAUCGAAGAGCUGCGACAAGAACUUGAACAGGAGAAGCGCGAGCGUCAGAAGGCAGAGAAGGCGUCGAGGAAAGGUUCGCAGCAACCAGACGAGCAAGCCGAAGCUGCAAGGAAAGAGCUAGAAGAAGAGAAGCGCGAGCGCAAGAGGCAAGAGAAGGAAUACACCAAAACCUUGGCCGAACUCCAGGGCAAGAACGCGGUCCUCGAUGAUAAGCUGAGUGCUUUCCGCGAAAAGCUGCGAACAACAAAAGAGAAGUUGAAGGAGAAGGAAGCUGAGCUUCAGAGGGCAGACCGGGCGCAGACCGCACCACCUGUUAAGAGCACCGCAGCCGCAUCUAGCAAGCCCGCAAAGACUGCUCGCAAGCGUAUGGCUGCUACCGCUGAGCCAGAGACUAUGCUGGGUACACCGGGAGACGGCUUCCCUGCGAAGAAGGCCAAGCGCGGCACUUCGGUCUCUGCCAUGGGUGAUACAUCCACCUUCUCCCUAACGCCAUUCUUGAACAAAACGAGCACCAUAGCACUUGACAGCCCUAUCAUUGAAGAAGAGGAGGAGGAGGAGGAAGCCGAGCAACAAGUCGAAGAAGAAGCUGCCGAAGAACAAGCUACUCCAACAGCGCCUCCCAAGAAAGCCCUCAAGAAGACUGCCCAACCCAAGGUCAAGGCCCUCGCUCCAUCAGCAUCGAGCAAGGCAAACGCGAAGCCACGCAAGAAGAACGCUGUCCCCGUCCUCGAAAUGGUCUCAGAGGAAGCAUCUGAGCUCUCGCACAACACAUCCAAAGACGCAUCCGAGAACGCACCCGUAUCCAUCCCGACCAAAGACGACGAUGGCCCAUCCAAGAAGUCCAGCAAAGUCAAGCCUCGCAAGUCCCUCAUGUCCUUUGCCACAUUCACCGAGGAACCCGCCGCAGAGAAGAAGAAGAAGCGCAAGCUUGGUGCUGGUGCCGGCAAGACACUCUUCGAUUCUGAAGAUGCCGAAGAUGCUGCGCCCCUGAAACCUGUUGGUCUCAGCAAAGGUCUCUUCGCGGCGAGGGCCCUGAGUAAGAAUGUGUUGGGUAAGCAGGGGCAGGGACGCCCCAUUUCGGGCGGGUUCAACAUGAUGAGUGAGGAGGCGUUUACCUUCUCGCCGCUCAAGAAGGAUCGUAGAGGGGCGAGUAUUCUGAAGUAGACUUUAUGGGGUUGGGGUUGUGAGGUGCUGUACAAUAUUCGUUUGGUGCAUAUUUGGCGUUUGGUGUCACGUAUUGGCAUUCAUUAGACUUCAGGUUAUAUGCAAUACAUAUAUUACAGUUGCAUCUUACAAUACAGGAGCAAUGCGAGAUACUAUCUUUCAUAAGUCAGAUUGAGGAACACAUAGACACUUCUGUAGGACGUCCGACAGGCCGAACUUCUGUGAAGACCUCCGCGCUGCUACAUUGCACUUUUUCGAACACUUGAAAAUGUGUCGUAUGCAAACACGCUAGAACUCUAACUGUCUUGUUCUG